This is a messenger RNA of Saitoella complicata NRRL Y-17804, 960 nucleotides long. RefSeq lists its product as uncharacterized. The annotation marks the transcript as partial. Lineage: Eukaryota; Fungi; Ascomycota; Saitoellomycetes; Saitoellales; Saitoellaceae. The record is from RefSeq and is a predicted model, not a curated record. The transcript has a single exon. Gene Ontology annotation, molecular function: hydrolase activity.
AUGCCAAAAGUCGAGGAGUCGACUUCGAGUCCGAUACCGCUGCUGGACGGUCACGUCCACCUCUAUCCACAAUCACACGUUGACGCGGGCGUCUUUCCGUGGCAAAAUCAUGAAUCGGCGAAGAUCAAUGUUCAGCACUCGUUCACCGAGUACGCAGCGGAUGCCUCAACACGUACUUCCGAAUCUAAGAGUGACCCGGAGGUGAAGUAUGACCACCGCGGUUUGAUCUUCGUUGAAGUCGGACGGCAAAACGGAGAGCAGAGCGGCUAUGAUCAAGGCGUGUCGGAGUUCGCAUACUUGUGCGAAGCCCUACGCAACGCGGAGUCAGGUAAAGCAGGUGAAGGUUACGAACCUUCUGAUGCCAAACUCCUCCGAGGUAUCAUGGCACUGGCGCCCGCUCCACAUGGCUCAUCCGCAAUGGAGGAACACACGAUUAAGCUUGAAAGCGUCCCGCAUUUUGAUCCGGCCUACCUGAAAGGCUUCCGUUACAACCUCCAGGACGAACCAGCCGGCGCAGCGUUAUCAAAAGGCUUCAUUGACGCCAUGAAAUGGAUGGGCAGCAAAGGUCUCCGAUUCGAGAUCAACGUCAACACCCACGGCGCAGGAAUCUGGCAGCUACAGGAAGCACGCGAAAUGAUCAUCCGUGCCCACGAAGGCGUCGAGGACGCGAAGAAGACGAGGUUCAUCAUUGAUCACAUGGCGAAGCCGGAUCUUACGAUUUGGCCUUCGGAGGAGAUCGAGACCCAUUCGCAUUUCUUGGCGUGGCAGGGGGAGAUGAUGCGAUUGGCCGAGAACCCAUAUGUCUACAUAAAGCUCUCGGCACUCCUCACCGAGACGUCCGCUGAAAUCCAUACACUGGGAGGUCGUGAGGGCGCGAAGAGGUGUGUAGAGCCAUGGGUGAGGUCCGCAAUCAACUUGUUUGGGGUGAACAGGGUGGUGUUUGGGAGUGAUUGGCCUGUG